This is a messenger RNA of Trichobilharzia szidati, 768 nucleotides long. Lineage: Eukaryota; Metazoa; Platyhelminthes; Trematoda; Strigeidida; Schistosomatidae. The record is from the annotation of a GenBank genome assembly.
AUGGAUUUUACCUGCCCAAUAUGCCUCAACAUCCUGUUCCGACCAGUUUGCCUUCCCUGCCAACAUCAGUUUUGCAGGGACUGCAUAGUUCAGUCAAUGAACUGUGCUGCAUUUCAGUGUCCCAUUUGCAGAUAUAGACUUUCGAACUGGCUACGUAAAGUAAAAGACAUAGAUCUAGUGGUUUCACGAAAAACAGAAGAUGAAAUUCGAAACCACUUCCCAGAUUAUUAUGCUGCGAAAGAACAGGGACUGUCUCCUUCGUCGGAACUUGUGGUGGAACAUAUGUCAAGUUCAAACACAGAUCCCGUUCCUGAAUGUUCUGCACAACCAGGUGACGUGCAUGAAUAUUACGUUAAAGAGGUUGAGAAAUACUCUCGUUUGCGCUCCUUGGAAGAAAAAGAAAACGAAGAGGCUUCGCUGGCUCUUGCAGCUCAGCUUCUGUAUGAAGAUGGCUGUAGUUUAACAGAUGAUAUUCUGAUAUCUGACGAACAUGUUGACAGUUGUCGUCACAUUAACAACGACCGUUACCAAGCGUUGUCAUCUUCUAAAGCUAGAAGCGUUGAAGCAGAACACAAGAAAAAACUGGGCAACAAAGCACCUAAAAUUUGCAAGACAUUACUGGAUUACGCUGUCGACACUUUAAGUGCAGGAACGAAGCCGGAGGAACAGAUUUCACGUGAUGAAAAAUUCGCUCGACAGUUGCAAGCUCAGUAUUCAAGGAUGUUGGAUAAACCGAUAAAGCAAACGCGUUCACGAUGCAGAAAAUGA